Cadophora gregata is the source of this 1157-nucleotide messenger RNA. RefSeq lists its product as uncharacterized. The record is from RefSeq and is a predicted model, not a curated record. The coding region runs from base 73 to 1014 and encodes 313 amino acids. Lineage: Eukaryota; Fungi; Ascomycota; Leotiomycetes; Helotiales; Ploettnerulaceae. The transcript is spliced from 4 exons.
GUUGACUUUUUACUCUCCAAUCACACGGAAACCAAAUCUACCACUUUCGUUUUCCUACAUCGAUAUCAAAUCAUGUACAUGAAGUCUCUUGCCCUGGCGGCUGCCAUCAGCACCGUCGCUGCUCAGAACACCACCUCGUUCUGCGACAAGUACACCACCGCACUGUUCAUGAACAACACUGCCGAGAACCAGCUCAAGCUCUUGACAGCUGUUGUCAACACUGCCGUUAUUGGAAACUACAGCGAAAGCAAGACCGGCAAACCCGUCGCCGGCAUCCUCGCAAAGGGCAUGUACAACGGCGUCGAAGUAGACCUCCUCCCCUACUUCAACGGCGGUCUCCUCUCCACCAACCGAGGAGGCUCAUCAGGUGUAUCCGUCAACUUCCUCGAUGAUGGCGGUGCUGCUCCGUUGAUGAUGAACAAGCCUGCCGAGGGAACCAACUCGUUGCAAUACAUGUUGUUGACUCACUUGUAUGAGUACUUCGGUAGUCUCCUCCAGUGCUCCCAGCAAGGGAUGUCUGGAUACCCAGCCUAUGCAGGCGAUGUUUCGCAAUAUGAGGUUCACAAAUUCAUGAACCUCGACCCCAACGAACUCGGCUACUUCAUUACCCAAGUCGCCGACUCGGCACUCUCCUUCGGCGUCUCAUCCGACGACCUCGCCCCCGUCGGCAAAGCCCUCAACUCCCUCUUCGGCUACCGCUGCUCCCCAAAGACAACCGUCAUCCCUGCUCAGGGCGCUCAGUUCCAGUCUAUCUGCUCUGCUAAGGAGUGUCCUAUUGCCCCCAACUCGACUUGUGAUGGUGUGCCCGAUGGGGUGGAGCCUGCUAAGGCGUCGGGAUCGGGAACUGCCACCGCGACGAUGAGUAUGAGUGGUAGUGCGACGGCGAGCGCUACGGGAACUGGAACUGGGUCGGGAUCCACGAGCUCCCCGACAGUGGUUUCUGGUAAUGGGGCGGGUGUUUUGGGGAUGAGUGCGUUGGCUGUUGCUGGUGGGGUUGUUGCGUUGUUCUUGUAAGAGACUGGCAGUUGACUUGAUGACGAACGAGGCGGGAUGUGAAGAAUUAGGUAGAGAAACCCCCUGGGAGGGAGGUGUAAGAUCAUGAAAACAUCAGUAUCAAGCCUAUUACAGAUAUUUUCCAGUGAUUGAUAAUGCAUCUC